Molecule: messenger RNA, 5035 nt
Organism: Sphaeramia orbicularis (orbiculate cardinalfish)
Lineage: Eukaryota; Metazoa; Chordata; Actinopteri; Kurtiformes; Apogonidae
Product: protein phosphatase 1H-like
Exons: 10
Coding region: 341-1930 (529 amino acids)
Biological process (GO): protein dephosphorylation
Cellular component (GO): mitochondrion
Molecular function (GO): [pyruvate dehydrogenase (acetyl-transferring)]-phosphatase activity
Source: RefSeq, a predicted model, not a curated record
CGGAUGCGUCACAUGACCCGUUAAUCGCCAGUGUAUUUCCGCGUUCACGUCGGCCCAGCUCUUAUCAAUGACCGUCCAUGGGGGUGUGCGGGCUCACACUCAAAGCAUCCCCGCUGUUUUCCGUCCAUCCUCCAGCCCGGCCUCGGCUGCACCGUGUCCAUGAGCCGUUAACCGCCUGACGGUCUCCUCUUCCUCCUCCUCCUCUUCCUCCGCCACCGCCUCUUCUUCUCCAUCGGGCCUGUCGUCGACUCGCGGGGCCGAGCUGGGGGGGAAUCCGGGGAAAGGCAGCCGCGGCGCCGCGCAUCGGCCCACGGACGCUCCGCCGCGACGCGCCAACAACAUGCUGACACGGGUCAAGUCCGCCGUGGCCGGGUUCAUGGGUGGGAUCAUGGCAGGUGGAAGCUCCGGCGGAGGGGGCAACGCCGGCUCCGAGCUACCCCUGAAAUUCCCCUAUAUGAGACCGGAGUUCCUGGGUCUGUCCGCCGAUGAGAUCGAGUGUUCGGCGGACCACAUAGCCCGGCCCAUCCUGAUCCUGAAGGAAACCAGGAGAUUACCGUGGGCCACCGGAUACGCUGAGGUGAUUAAUGCUGGUAAGAGUGCACUGAAUGAGGACCAGGCCUGCUGCGAAGUGGUGGUGGCAAGAAGGCGACCAAUGAGCUACUGCCCUCCCUCAACGCCCAGUAAGACGCCCACCGCCAAGAGACGCAACUCCCUGCCCAAUGGAGAGGGCCUGGGGCUUCGCAUGGAGCACAGCAAGAUGGGAGAGGACAGUGAGGGGCUGGUGUUCCACUACUGGGCCUUGUUCGACGGUCACGCUGGUUCGGGUGCAGCAGUGGUCGCCUCCCGCCUGCUUCAGCACCACAUCGCCUGCCAACUCCAGGCCGUCAUCGAGAUCCUUCGCAACUUGGCCUCCCCACCACCCACCGUCCUUGGGGAGGAACCUGACAACAACCCCUACCUCCAGGGAAACACCCCCGGGCCUCACCGCCCCACAUUGACCCGUGCUGCUUCGCUUCGCGGAGCAGCAGGUGCGCCGGGGUCCCCGUGCAGCACCCCACCUCCACCACGCUUUUUCACAGAGAAAAGGAUCCAGCAUGAGAGCCUGGUGAUAGGAGCCAUAGAGAACGCCUUCAAAGACAUGGACGCCCAGAUUGAAAGGGAGAAGCACGUCUAUAACAUCACAGGAGGAUGCACAGCUCUCACUGUGGUUUACCUGCUCGGAAAACUAUAUGUUGGCAAUGCAGGCGACAGCAGGGGUAUUAUUAUUAGAAACAAUGAGAUCAUUCCAAUGUCAACAGAGUUCACACCAGAGUCAGAGCGACAGCGACUACAGUUCCUGGGUUUCAUGCAACCUCAACUGUUAGGAAACGAGUUCACGCACCUGGAAUUCCCCCGGAGAGUUCAGAGGAAGGAGGUGGGCAAAAGGAUGCUCUAUAGAGACUUCACCAUGAACGGAUGGGCAUACAAGACCAUCGAGGAUGAAGAUCUCAAGUUUCCACUAAUAUACGGUGAAGGAAAGAAGGCACGAGUGCUGGCAACCAUCGGGGUGACCCGUGGGCUUGGUGACCAUGACCUUAAAGUUCAUGACUCUAACAUCUACAUCAAACCAUUCCUGUCCUGUUGCCCUGAGGUAAAGGUGUAUAACCUGACGCAGUAUGAGCAUGGAGCUGAUGAUGUUCUAGUAAUGGGGACUGAUGGUCUGUGGGACGUCCUCUCCAACCAGGAGGUCGCUGAGUCUGUCACCACCUUCCUAGCCAACUGUGACCCUGAUGAUCUGCACAGGUAUACAAUGGCAGCUCAGGACCUGGUGAUGCGAGCACGUGGGGUCCUGAGGGACCGAGGCUGGAGGAUCACAAAUGAGCGUCUGGGCUCCGGAGAUGAUAUCUCUGUCUUCAUCAUACCUCUGAUGUAUGGAAACCGUCAGCCCUGAGGAUUCUGACAAAGAAUCAACAGGCUAAGGACUUGAUAGCAAAAGCAUCGAUCAGGUCAAUCCUGAUCUCCGAGACUGUUUUUGUUUUUUUAGUUCUUUCUCAUUUCUUCCUCAGACAAAAGUUUAGUUUAACCGUCAGUUCAUGUCUUUGUAGAAGUUCAGGAGUGGUCAGUCACCAAACUUGGCCGCUCCAGGAAACAACAGUCACCACUUUGCAUCAGAAAACCCCCAACGUAAAGAGUAGACAUGUGGUCUCUUCUUCCUUCUGUAUCCUCAAGUGUUUCUGUCAGUGACAUAUUGAUCAAAGGUUGGGGUUAAUGUUGAUAGAGAUUGCAACUCCCCAGGAUGAUAAGGUGGCCUUCUCCUGAACUUCUACAGAGACUUGAAAGUUGAAAAGGGCGGAGGCUCUUCCAAACAGAAGAAGUCUUUCUCCUGACCUCUUUCAGAGCUGUACAAUACUGAGCUUUCCUCUGUCCCUGCUCUUCCCUCUGUACUGUACAGUCCACUUGUUUAUAAAACAAAAAAUAAUACCUCCUCUGUCUCGUGAACCGUGGGCUGAGCUGGUGGGUCAGCUGCUUUUUCUGUUUUGCCACAGUGUGGCUUUGAAGGACUCACUUGCUGGAGAAGCUACCUCCAGAACAACAAACAGACUGACUGGACGUACAGAGGCCAUUCUGACUGGGGUCUGCAUGACUGUUCCCAUUGACCGUCAUGUUUUUGUUUUGAAGGUUGCUGAUUGCUAAGAGCUAAGAUAAUCCAGAACGAAAGUUGAUGAUCAUGGUGUUUCAAAGAAAAAAAGGGAAUAAUUCACAGCCAAACACCAAGAGGGCAGAUCAGAAAUCAGUUUUACUGUCAUGUUAGAAAAAACUCAUACCUGGAUGGAGUUUCAGUCAUAUUAAGUCCUCACGGAAAGAGAAAUAGUCACUGCAACAAGUCAUUUAAUCUGAUACUACAGCUAAAAAGUGUAAAAUCCCUCUUGGAAUUUGACUUUUUUAAGCUUUAGUUCUGAAUUAAAUGCCUUGGAUAUAGUGUCUUUGCACUUUAAGCUGAUCCACAUCACCAAGGAGCCAUGAGAUGAUGAAGAGGCAAAUAUUCCCUGCAGCAGGGAGGAGAACAAACCCAAUUCAUAUUUAUAUGGUAGAAAAAAACCACGACAAUACAAUCAUAAUCAAACUGAACCAAGAAAAAAACACUAGCUUUCUUAUGCUUUGACAUGUUUGAUGUGUUUUGCAUGUAUCCUGAGCUUCAGAUGCUUCAGAAGGACAGAUUUGGGAAGAACAAUGUUGUGUUUUGAUGUAGCUAUUAACGAUAUGUCAGUGCAUGCAGUGAGAUAUUGUAGGCCUGGGAAUAUGAGCAAUGGUGCAAUAGUUUACACUGCUGUUUGUUUUAUAUGGACUGAAUUUAUAUUUAUGUGAUGUAUUAACAAACUAGUCUUAAUGUUGUUUCUUUAUGAAUGUGCAGAGACCUUGCAUAUAUUUAAUAGGUUGUUUUUGCUGUAGGAUUAUUACAUUAGGAUAUUAGACCUGUUGACUUCCCAGAUGUAGCGUUAAAGAAUGACGUUAAUGUUAAGGAGUGACAAGUCAGUGAAACGCAAGAUUCAAAACUAAAUGAAUCGCUGGGAAAAAGGACCAAAAAGGAUCUUUUUUUUUUUUUUUUUUCUUUACCUGAUGAACAUUGUGUUCAUAUAGUAAAGGGGUCAUUUUGUGUUUGUGUGGGAUACGCUGUUUAGCUCAACACAGUUAAGAUUUAGUAGAUUGUUUUUACUUUGGAGUUUAAUUCCAAGCUGAGAAAAACAGUCAGCAGAAUGACAUCAACAUCUCUAAUGCACAGCUGAGUAAUAGCAUAGGGUUUAUGUUUGCAUUGUGUUUUUCCCUCUGUUGUGAAUUGUAGAGCUCUGAAGUAGCACUGACUGACUUUCUAGUGGGAGAAAUCUUUGAUUUAACUACCUGGAAGAACACAGGAAUGCCUGAAUCCAAAGACGUUGUUCUCGUUUGGAUAUUGUUCAGUGCCAGGAUGAGGAAGCCAUCAUUAGAUCACACGAUAAUGUGCCAUUAUGUCACAUGGGCUAUUUAUCAUCUUAGCUUGGACUUUUGUUUGGACAGUUAUCAACAUUCCUCCAAGCAGCAGUAAUUUACCUGAAGUUCAUAAGGUGCAUUUUUCCUCCUGUACAUUCCAUGAAAGAAAUAUUUACUUCACAAUACUGUCUGAUAAUGCAUUGUUCAUUCAUUCAUUACGUGCUGUUUUAUUUGUUGAAUCGUACUAGUUAGAUAAGCUACUUGACUCUUAGAUUAUUUAUCCAGUAUCUUAUGGUUUUUUCGGCUUUAUUUUACAUUGUUGACCGUUCUGGCUCCACUUUCUUCGUCUUGACAUGUAUCGCAGUUCACUAGUGCAGCUUCAAACAGCCCAGGUUUCAUCCGACUUAGAGAGUGAAUGUUAAGAACUGCGAGCAUCAUGACGGCGACUGAACGGGACUUUAGAGCAUCUGUUGAAUGUUGAUAUUAAUUAUGUCAUUAAGCCUUCUUCUCCUACAUGAAUGUUAAAAUAUGAUCAUGAUUUAUUUUUCUCAUCCCAUUGUGCCACCCGACUGCUGCUCAUCGACUCAGGUUCUAUUAGCAUGUGUAGUGAAGUAAAGGAUGAGAGGGGGUUUCUAAAGGCAUGGGGUGUGUUAGUUCCACUGUUGUAAAUACAUGUGGUGAUGCGUAAUAUCUGGAAGCUCUUAAAAUAUUUACUUUUUCAUCUCAGCCCAGGCUCUCCAGGUUUCCCUUUUUAAAGUCGCCGUAUUGUGAAGUCAACCCUGCUGUUGUUUUUUUUUCUACUUUUAUCAUCAGGUUGGAUAUGGGACAAGAACUGAGAGGUUUUUCUGUAGCAAAGAGGACAUGAGAGCCCACUGGGGGAUCCUUUUUAAGUGACCGUUGUGCUGCCCUCGACCUCUCCGUUUGUGAAUGUGAAAUGUACGUUUUGUAUAACAAAAAGAUAACUUAAGAAGAUAAAAAGGAAUAUUUUUAAUGUUUCAUUGUGCAACUCUGACUUUGGAGAAAAAUGUUUACCCUCAGUGUUUCUUUUCCAGAAAUGAAAAGAGAAAAUAAAUGUUAAAGAUCAGUGUAA